Molecule: messenger RNA, 2624 nt
Organism: Pundamilia nyererei
Lineage: Eukaryota; Metazoa; Chordata; Actinopteri; Cichliformes; Cichlidae
Gene: dab1a
Product: DAB adaptor protein 1a
Exons: 19
Coding region: 686-2545 (619 amino acids)
Biological process (GO): neuron migration
Cellular component (GO): cytoplasm; intracellular membrane-bounded organelle
Source: RefSeq, a predicted model, not a curated record
AGGUUGCUGACUCGGAGCUCUGCUGCGGUGAGCUUUGAGCUAGCGACUCCCUGAGCUUUCUGGCUGCUCAUGUGUCUGUACACUGCUGUGGUGCAGACCGUAUCGUAGCCACGCUAGCCUCCCUCCAGCACUUUAACAGCUCAGUCAGUCAGCAGCUCCUGUGUAUUUCAGCAGCAGCUAGGCUUUACAAUCUUUAAGUGUCUCUGUCUCUAGCUGAGGAUUUCCUGUCUGUGGAAGGAUUUUCUUCUCUCUCUUUCUGACCAAAGCAGAGAGAGGAGGAGAAGGACAGAUAGUAAGAGGAGAGGAAAACAGGAGAAGGAAGAGCGACAGUGGGCCGGGAGUGACCUUCGUGGUGUGGUGGCAAAGCAGAGGAGGAGGAACGGGACUAAGCGGAGGAUCCAUCAGCUGGAGCAGGUGCAUUUUCCCUCUUUGAGGAGCAGUGAUAUGGACACCAGGUGUGGUGACGCUAAGCUCUCUGUGGGUGUGUGUAGGAUGUUGUGUCAGGGCUAAAGCCCAUCCCUCUCCCAUGAGCCUGUGUGCCCACACACACACCUGGCGCCUCCACGCACACACCCGGCGGCCACGCACGCACAGCCGGCACUGACGCUGUGAACUGGACCCUCGGAGCCCAGCCGAUCCCAGCUGAGCCAAGCGGAGCGGAGUCUAAACCAGUUGGAGCCUGAGGAUGUCAACAGAGACAGAGCUACAACCAGCGGUCAGGCCCAGCAGCGUAAGACGGGACUCCAAGAGGAAAGGGCAGGAUCGCAGCGAGACAGCUCUCAUCAGGCGUUUUAAGGGCGAUGGCGUCCGCUACAAGGCCAAGCUCAUUGGCCUGGACGAGGUUACCGCCGCCCGUGGAGACAAACUCUGCCAGGACUCGAUGAUGAAGCUCAAGGGAAUAGCUGCAGCAGCACGGUCUAAAGGAGAACACAAACAGAAGGUGUUCCUGACCGUUUCCUUUGGAGGAAUCAAAAUCUUUGAUGAGAAGUCAGGGGUCCUCCAACACCACCAUGCUGUCCAUGAGAUCUCUUACAUUGCCAAGGACAUCACGGACCACCGAGCCUUUGGCUAUGUCUGCGGAAAAGAAGGGAACCACCGCUUUGUGGCUAUCAAAACCGCGCAGUCGGCUGAACCUGUGAUUCUGGACCUGCGGGACUUGUUCCAGCUUAUCUAUGACAUAAAGCAGAGAGAGGAGAAGGAGAAGAAGGCCCAAAAAGACAAGCAGUGUGAGCAGGCGGUGUACCAGACAAUACUGGAGGAGGAUCUGGAGGACCCUGUCUACCAGUACAUUGUGUUUGAGGCGGGACACGAGCCCAUCCGUGACCAAUCAGAAGAGAGCAUUUAUCAGGUUCCCACCAGUCAGCAGAAGGAAGGGGUCUAUGACGUCCCAAAGCGACACCCAAAUGGACAUAAAAGAAAACCCCACCACCACCACCAUCACCAUCAUCGACAUCAUCAUUCUCAUGAACAACCCCUUCACCAAGAACAAACCGAACAGCAGCAGCAGUCGCAGUCACAUAUGAUAGACUUAGACCUGGAUAUGGUGACUCAGAAUAUCAACCAAUUAGAAAUUUUUGGAGACAUGUCUACGCCUCCUGACAUCACCUCUCCAUCUACUCCCGCCUCUCCAGCCAACACCCUGGACCCCUCACAGGGCUUGCAGCCUCCCACGGAACUGUUUGCUCCCUUCAAUCCUGCGUCUGUGCCCUCAGGUUAUGUGACGAUGGGAGCAGUACCUCCUGGCCACUGGUCCCAGCAGGCUUUUGCUGCCCAGACUCCGCUGGCCUUCGGGGUCCAAUCUCCUCUAGGCCCGGUAGCCCAGGUGCUGCCAGGUGGCCAGCCUCUCAUCUGGGGCCAGGCCAACAUCUUCCCUGCCACCCAGCAGCAGUGGGCAGCCAUGGCAGCAGGAGCCUUCCCCCCCACAGCCUACCUCCCAGCCCAGCCUGUGGGCACCCUGCCCGCCACCAUGUUCCAGACUCUCACCCCCGUCACGACUGUGACUCCAGCCGGCGAGAGCCAUUCGAGCACUGGAGCCAGCGCUUCAGCUCCUUCCCCUUCAGCAUCUUCGAGUCCACAGCAUGGGGAGAGAGGAAAGAAGAUGGGAAAGGAGAUGUUCAAGGAUUUUCAGCUGGCGAAGCCUCCGGCCAUGCCUUCGAAGAAGGCUGAUCAGCCCAGUUUAACAGGAACCUCAGAGGCGUUCAGCACUUACUUCAGCCGUGUGGGCACUGCCCAGGACACAGAUGACUGUGAUGACUUUGACAUUUCUCAGAUGAAUCUGACACCAGUCACCUCCACAACACCAUCCACCAACUCCCCACCCACCCCAGCUCCCAGGCAGAGCUCUCCCUCAAAAUCCUCAGCCUCUCACGUCAGUGACCCCCCCACCGACGCCACAGACCCCCCCACCGACGACUCGUUUGGCGAGGCAGAGGGCAGUCCCAGUCGCAGUGGAGAGGAAGAUGCUGCAUGUGGUUCUGGGUCGCCCUGCCCCAGCGAGACAGCAGAGCCCAGCCCAGAUCAGGCCAGUCCAGAGGCUGGGAGCUAGAUAGCAGCAGGGCAAGAAGAGGAAGGACCCUCUCUAUGCCCAGAUUAACAAAGGGAAGAAAUAAAGAGACACACAGGAA